Messenger RNA from Hypanus sabinus (Atlantic stingray), 4283 nucleotides. It is a transcript of the gene dmgdh, whose product is annotated as dimethylglycine dehydrogenase. Bases 127 to 2772 code for a protein of 881 amino acids. The transcript has 16 exons. NCBI's taxonomy places the organism in Eukaryota, Metazoa, Chordata, Chondrichthyes, Myliobatiformes, Dasyatidae. Gene Ontology annotation, cellular component: mitochondrion. The record is from RefSeq and is a predicted model, not a curated record. Gene Ontology annotation, molecular function: protein binding; oxidoreductase activity.
UCUUGCGCAUUCCCAGUUUUCGACGGGACAAGGUUACGAAGAGUUUAGGCUUGACAGAAGGCUUUAGAGGUGCUGAGAGGCAACUAGAUUUAAUUAUUUAUUUUCUGCUUCGGGCGGUAUUUGAGAAUGUUGCGGUUACUCAAAGCUUUUCAAGUCCAAGUUCUUCAUCGAAAACUGCCAUUACAGACAGCUUUGGCAGGACGCUGCCAGUGGAUUCCUGCCCGUUGUGUGGGCAGCACAGCACCCACCAAACCAUCCGAGGAAGGGAAAGAAAAUGAGCCACCUUCAUCCUCCUUGAAAAAGUGGAAAGGUAAAGCUGAAACGGUUAUAAUUGGAGGUGGUUGUGUCGGUGUUAGCUUGGCUUAUCAUCUUGCCAAAGCUGGGAUGAAAGAUGUUGUUUUGCUGGAGAAGUCUGAGCUAACAGCUGGUUCUACUUGGCAUGCGGCUGGUUUAACAACAUAUUUUCAUCCUGGAAUCAAUUUAAAGAAAAUUCAUCAUUAUAGCAUCAAAUUGUAUGAAAGUUUGGAGGAAGAGACAGGACAGGCAGUUGGCUUCCAUCAGCCCGGCAGUCUCCGAAUUGCUACUACCCCGACCAGAGUGGAUGAAUUUCAUUACCAGAUGAACCGGACACGGUGGAAUGUGACACCACAAUUCAUGAUUGGCCCUGAAAAGGUGCUGGAACUCUUCCCUUUGAUAAAUAUUGACAAGGUCCUGGCUGGAUUAUAUAACCCUGGAGAUGGCCACAUUGAUCCUUAUUCUCUCACCAUGGCUUUGGCAGUUGGAGCACGUCUCUAUGGGGCUGAGUUAUACUAUCCUGCUGCAGUAACCGGUCUUUCACAAAGAUCUGAUGGGACAUGGGAUGUGGAAACAGUAAAGGGAGCAAUCCACGCUAAACGAAUUGUGAACUGUGCAGGAUUUUGGGCCCAUGAAGUUGGAAAGAUGAUUGGGUUGGAUCACCCUCUUGUCCCUGUCCACCAUCAGUAUGUCAUCACGUCAACAAUUCCAGAGGUGAAAUCACUGAAACAUGAGCUUCCUGUUCUCCGUGACCUGGAAGGCUCAUACUAUCUUCGCCAAGAACGUGAUGGUCUACUAUUUGGUCCUUAUGAAGAUAAGGAGAAGAUGGUGAUACAGGACUCUUGGUUAACAGAUGGUGUCCCACCAGGGUUUGGAAAGGAACUUUUUGAAUCAGAUUUGGAUAGAAUCAUGGAUAAUGUUGAAUGUGCUAUGGAUAUGGUCCCAGUUUUGAAAAAAGCAGACAUAAUUAACAUAAUAUCAGGACCUAUCACAUACACACCAGAUAUACUUCCUAUGGCUGGACCACACCAAGGUGUACGGAACUAUUGGGUGGCCAUUGGAUUUGGGUAUGGAAUCAUUCAUGCAGGUGGGAUUGGAAAGUAUCUUACUGAUUGGAUCAUGGGUGGAGAACCUGAUUAUGACUUGAUAGAAAUUGAUCCCAAUCGCUUUGGAAAAUGGACAACAAUCAGAUAUGCAGUUGAUAAAGCAAGAGAAUCCUAUGGAUUCAACAACAUUGUUGGAUAUCCCAAAGAAGAGAGAUUUGAAGGACGGCCAACAGAAAGAGUAAGUGGAAUUUAUGAAACGUUGAAAGACAAGGCAUCCAUGGGUUUCCAUGCAGGCUGGGAGCAGCCACAUUGGUUCUACAAACCUGGAGAUGAUGCUGGAUACAGACCUAGUUUUCGCCGAACAAACUGGUUUGAACCAGUCCGUCGAGAAUGUAAACUGGUCAUGGAAAAUGUUGGCGUUUUUGACCUUACACCUUUUGGCAAAUUUUCAAUGAAAGGAAAAGACUCCUCCAAGCUAUUGGACCGCUUGAUUGCAAAUGUCAUUCCCAAGCUGGGUUAUAUAAAUAUCAGUCAUAUGAUUACCCCGAAAGGUCGGGUUUAUGCAGAGGUCACAAUCAGCCAUUUAUCAGAAGAGGAGUUCCUGCUGGUGACGGGGUCAGGGUCAGAGCUCCAUGACUUAAGAUAUAUAGAAGAAGAGGCAACUAAAGGUGGCUAUGAGGUUGAUAUUCGUAAUGUUACUGAUGAAAUCGGGGUGUUGGGUGUUGCAGGUCCAUUUUCACGGAAGGUUCUCCAAAAACUCACAAAAGUAGACUUGAGUGGAACAGCAUUUAAGUUCUUGCAGUGUAAGCCUGUUACAAUGGCUGACAUUCCCCUCACUGCAAUGAGGAUCUCCUACACAGGUGAGCUCGGCUGGGAACUGUAUCACAAGCGAGAGGACACUGCUGCCCUCUAUCAUGCCAUCAUGGAAGCAGGCCAGGAAUUUGGAAUCGACAACUUUGGAGCAUAUGCCAUGAACUCUUUGCGGCUUGAGAAAGCAUUUCGAGGUUGGGGAGCAGAGAUGAACUGCGACACAAACGCCUUUGAAGCAGGAUUGGACUACUUCAUCAAGUUAAAUAAGCCAACAGAAUUCAUCGGAAAACAGGCGUUACAAAACAUCAAGAAAGAGGGGGUAAAACGCAAGCUAGUGUACCUCACCAUGCAAACCGACAAUGUGGAUCCUGAAGGAAAUGAGUCCAUUUGGUAUGAAGGCAAGGUUGUAGGUAACACUACAUCUGGAGCAUACAGUUACAACACACAACAGAGUGUGGCCUUCGCAUAUGUGCCUGUGGAACUCAGCAAAAUAGGGCAGCACCUGGAGGUGGAGCUGCUCGAUAAAAAGUACAGUGCAGCAGUCGUCCAAGAACCUUUGGUAUUGACGGACCCAUCUCGGGCUCGAAUGAAGAAGAAGAAGAGUGAAUCUUCAAAUGUUUGAUGGAAAGUAUUCUUAGUAAAAUGAAAGUAAUCCUGAAAACUGGAUCAAAGAAUUAUGUCAAUGCUGUAAGAUAACAUUGAAACAACGUAACUCUUAAGCUCUUUAAAUGUGAAAUGUAAGUAGAGAGUUGGGAAUUUGUAAGUAAUUUUAAUCAGUUACUUUUGCAAUCUCCCUCUGUUUAACUAAUAGGGACAUCUAUUUUACAAAUACAGUGGAAGUAUUGGGUUAUAUUUUAACAAACAGUAUAUGGUAGGAACCAUAUUUAUUGAGCCGUGCUUAAACUUGGACUUCCAAUCACCAUGGAUCCCGUGUGUGCGCAUGCAAAGAUGCUAACUUCAGCAAAAUGCCUUGCAGAAAACAUCAUGUACUCUCACUGAUGUUCUAUAACAGAGUGUUAAUCUUUCCCAUUAUAUGCACAAUAGGAAAAUAUUCCCUCAGUGUCAACAAAACACUCUUCAGCCCUAGUCUUAUUGUCAUCCAAAGUGUUGAAAUCAAAUCCAGCUCCAUCACUUUUGCUCGCAGCUUGUUCCACGUUCUCAGCACCGAGUGAAGAAGUUCCCCUUAAAUAUUUCACCUUUCACCCCUAACCUAUGACCUCUAGUUUCAGUCUCACCCAUUCUCAGUAGGAAAAGCCUGUAAUUAAUCAUUACUGAUUAUUAAUAACUAAUAAAGACUGAAUAAUUAAAUAAUUAAUGCACAAAGAAAUAAACAGCUGAUGCUGAAUUUGGCUUUAACUUUGUAGAUGCUGGUGGGGGUCACAUUUCAGAACAUGAAUCUGAUGCCUAUGGAAACGUUCAUUUCUAUAACCACAACCACAGACUCUUUUAAGUGAAAGAGUUUACAGUAUUUCAAAGUUCAAGUUCAUAUAAGAUCAAAUAUUCACAACAUUAACUUAUUUCAGCAGCUGUCUGGAAUAAACUUCAAAUAAUACUCUUAUUCAGUGGUCUUCUGUGUUGCAAUUUCUGCAGUUAUUGGAUGAGCGAGAGCCAAGGAAGUGCCAAGGAUGGAUACAUUAAAUUGAAAUUAAUUUAAAUUCCACUAAUGGCAUUGUUGAACUGAAAUGUAUUAAUGCAAAAUAAAUUAUUGUGCUUUCUAAAUCCAUUCUGCAAUAAAUAACAACAAUAUAUUUUUAAGUAAUUUGUCAAUAAAUGACAAUGAAAACAAGUCAUUUGAAAGCCUGCUUUUCUGAUAGAAAGUUAAAGGGGACUGUGGUAAAUGACUUACAGGGUUAACUACGGGUAUGCUUCUCAACAGCAAAACAUAAAAGUUAGAGAACUUGAAGAAUGAUAGGGACAACUUAUAUGUGUUCUCUUAAUCAACUUGUAACUUUAGUACUAUAUAUAAUUUUCUCACUUGAGAAUUGUUAACAAGUUGUAACACUUUUUUUGAAACUGGCCAUACUACUGUGAAUGAUAUGAUUACAAAAAAUAGUAUGGAAAAUAAUGGAGGUAAGAAAUCUUUAUUUGUAAUUCAUAGUAUGAAAUGUGAACUAUGUAUCGUUAAAUGGAAUG